AGUCGCUUUUAACUUGCGGCGGGUCAGCAAGACAGACAAGGCGGCCCCCGGAGCGGGGAGGCGGAGCGCCAGAGCUCGGCUUCCCGCCCGGCGAAGCUCGGGCUCAGGACUGCGAGGGGGAAGAGGGGCUCCCGACCCACAGCCGCGGGACCUGUCCCUUUAAACGCGCUGGGGCGUGGGCCGGGCGCAGUGCGCAUGAGUCCGGGGGCUGGCGAGGCGCGUCCCUCCCCGAGCGGGACUCACAGCAGCCGGGAGGGCUCCCCAGCAGCUGCACCUGCUCGGAGCGCGCGCGUGCGGCGGGGCCGCCCAGAGCUGAAUGCAGUGAGAAGCCCCACUGAAGACACCGACUGCUUUCUGUGCUGCGUGACAAACUGGCAUUGGAGUGCUCGUUCUUUGGGGUGGGAUGCCUAGAAAUGUGAUGUUGGACUUCACUGAAAUGGCAUCUGAAGUCUCGCCGAAGUGCAGACUCGAGAGCUUUGAAAGAAGUGGGAGCUUGGAGAGUCGAGGCAGCCACUCUAGGUGCAGGAAUUUUACUUUGGAUGAUGAAAGUCUGCAAUACCUAACCCAUGAGGAGAAGGAUGUUCUCCUAUUUCUUGAAGAAACCAUUGAUGCUUUCGAAGAUGACUUGGAAGAACAGGUCCUCCACGACAGCGGCAUCCACUGUCAUUCCCCAAGAUCAAUGGAAGAAAAUGCUUCCAGCCAUUCAGAGUCUGAAGAUAUCAUUGACUUGGUGCAAGCAACCCCGGAAAGCAGCGAUCCAGAGUGCACUGCAAACAGAGAAAUAGCAGCAGUGUCAGAACCUGCCGGGAGAGUGGAUGAUCCUAAGCCAGAGGGUAGCGAGCUGCCGGAGAAGAGUCUAUCUCCCGAUGCUCCCACAACCCAUGCGUCAGCCACUCCGUUGACGAGUAAUGAGCAAGUUCUUGCUCCAUGCCAACUGCAGCACCCCAGUCUUCAUCGUUCCAUCCCCACUCCAUUUGUCCUGGCCCAGAAAGUGUCUGAAAACCAAAAUACAACCAGGACAUGCUCUUCCCCUAAGCACCCUCCGCUGCCAGCAACCAAAUCCUACCGGUUUCCAAGUAAUAUCAACAUAACCAAUGCAGCUGGGAAAGAUUUCAGCCGAACGAUCUCUAAGGCAGCAGUCAAUGUGCAGGAGCGCAAGGCUCAAGUGCUGGCCAGCAUGAAUGGAGCAGCCUUUGAGACCGCUGAAACAGAAGAGCGGGUGCAGAAGAAUGAGUUCUUGACUCGCAGUAGAAGCUCCUCCUUAAGAGACUUAACUUCUGAGCAAAUACGCUACGAGGCUCUCACGAAACUAGGCCUGGUGAAGGAAAAGCCACGUCUAAUCCAACAAUAUCCUGCCCCAAACACACAGAAGAUACAAGACUUGCAGGCAGAACAGGAAGAGGCAGUUCCUAAUGGGUAUCAAAAUAUCCACACGCUAUUAAAAUGUAAUCCUAGCCCUUUCCUUCCUAUGGGCAAGACCGUGAUGAUCAAACCAGACAUGGCUAUCAGCAGUGACAAGGUUGUUUGGCAGAAUGUUGCCAAAAGCUUUUCUGACCAUGGGCAGUCCACUUUAAAUCUGGAGAUGAGAAAGAGGUCAUGCUCGCUACCUAGGCCUUCAGGAUUUCGAUCCCAGGGGAUAACAGUACAAUUUUCCGGCCGAGGCUCAACAGAAGAAGCCAGGAAAGAGGCUCUUCGGAAACUUGGGCUGCUGAAAGAGACUAUGUGAAAAUCUGAGGGGACCAUCCUGUUACCUGUGGGGAGGGAGCGAAUGGAUUGUCCUUGUGCUGGAAGAGUCAAAACCAAAUUGGGUUUAAAAGGAAGCCGGGUGAACAAAGGGCAGUUCUCUCUGCUGCUUCAACCCAAGAAGGUUCUCCAUACUGUACAAUUGCAGGGAUUUACUGUCUUCACAUUAGAGAGACUGCAGGGGGUUCAGCACUACAUCCCACCAAGAAACCCUGUCUAGUGGUGACUAGAAAGAAAAGUCUUCACAAAAGUCCUGGCUGUAGCAGAGGGCAUUGUGUUCAUGAAGUGUUCUGUGCAGUAUUUUUUUAAAAAUUGUAUGUAGCUGGCAAAUGGAGGAUUUUCCUUAUGCUGUACCAUUCUGAAGCCAAAAAAUAGACAGAUCCCUGCAUGCAUAUCUAUAUUUUGGCGGGGGCAUGUCAAGAUCCAUUAAAACUCAAGUCUUCAACCUAUGUGAUAAAAUUCCAUGAUCUUUCUUUCCUAUCCUAUUGUAUUACCCUGCUCUGCCCUCGUCGAGAUAGAACAGUUGAUGGAAUCUUCCUUUUCAUCACUCUGUCCAAAAUCUCAACUCAAGUACGUAUCUGACUUGUACCUCGCUACAGAGGGUGGUUUUCUGUUUGACCUUCUCCUGGACAUAGAGGUCCAGGCUCGGAGUGGGUAACCGCAUUGUUCUGCCACUUUAUUUGAAGGCUGUCUCCUCCUCAACAGUUGCCUCUUGAACAUCUAGCAACCGGGUGUACAGUGAAAGGCACCUGCUAGCGCUCAAGGAUACAUAAAUAUAUGUCAUGUCUCACUCACAACCAAAGAGUAACAUGACAAUCAGGAAACUAAACCUUUAUAUAUAAGAAAUGACUACCAGAGAAGCCAUAGGAAUCAAGUUAAUUUUGUGCCGGAAGUGAGCCUUUUGUUUAAUGUCUCUCUUUAAACAAGUGUUCAGUGGAGGAAACCUUAUUGUUCUGAAAUAAUUGUUCUAGCCCACUAAGCGACUGUGACUCAGCACUGUUACUGUUAUUAACUCUUUUUUCCCCUUAGUCUAUCGUAUGUCUGUAGCGCUUUGAGAGCCUUAAUAAUUCCCAAUUCUUUGCAAAAUCAUCCUGUCCUACUAAUGUGCCACCAAAAUUAUAACCAGAAUCCUUGUACAGUGAGCAAUUAAGGGAGAUUGUAUUUAUGCACACUUGUAGAUGUCAGAAAUUCUAUCCAAUUCCCACUUUCCUGUGCCCAGUAGGCAGAGUUAAAAGGUAAUGAGAACAUUUUAUUUUUACAUGUUAGAAGGGAUUUGUCUCAUAUUGCAGAGUUACUCUUUCUAAGCAAAAUAAUUCAUUUUCUUCCAUAUGUAUUCCAAAAUAUUUUAAGAAUAGAAGCUAGUUUUGAAUCUAAUGACAAAGUAUCUGAACCUAUUUACUCAUCUUUAUUUUUUGUAACUUGUAAAAGGUCCCAAACUUGUAAUUUUGCCUAAAGGAGAAAACAAGCGCUCGCGCUCUCUCUCUCUCUCUCUCUGUUUUGUUUUUGUUUUUGGUUUGUUUUUGGUUUUUGGUAGCCUGUAGCAAUUUUUUUUC
Molecule: messenger RNA, 3296 nt
Organism: Pelodiscus sinensis (Chinese soft-shelled turtle)
Lineage: Eukaryota; Metazoa; Chordata; Testudines; Trionychidae
Source: RefSeq, a predicted model, not a curated record